Diabrotica virgifera virgifera (western corn rootworm) is the source of this 488-nucleotide messenger RNA. RefSeq lists its product as uncharacterized. Bases 71 to 448 code for a protein of 125 amino acids. The record is from RefSeq and is a predicted model, not a curated record. NCBI's taxonomy places the organism in Eukaryota, Metazoa, Arthropoda, Insecta, Coleoptera, Chrysomelidae. The transcript has 3 exons.
GUUUGUUUAAUUAAAUUAACAAUUAUAUAGUUUUAGUUCUACAUAUUCGCAGCACUCCGACUGAUACAAUAUGUUGAAAAUUAUAAUUUUCUUAUCCAGUGUUGUAGCACUUGGUACUGGUCUACACUGCUUUGUAAGUCUGUGUGAAGGUGAUCAUUGCAAUAAACCCCAACUGCCCUAUGGGAAUGUUACUGAAUGUAGAGACAAUGGACACGCUUCUGAUGUAGCGUGCACAACAAUGGUAAUGAAAGAUUAUGGACAGAUCAGAGUUGUAAGAGGGUGUGGACUUGAUCCCAAAAAGAAAUUUAAUGGUGUGAUCUGCCCCUAUGAUGCAAGCUGUGACUACUGCUAUACGGAUUUAUGUAACUCGGCACCACCCACAAAUAUGAACGUUGUUACCAUUAUCUCCACAAUUUUUUUAGUUGCGUUACCAUUGUGUAAAUUUUAAACAAAGUUUAUUAUUAUUAAAAUUAUUAUGAAAAUAUUCA